AUGACGUCGCAGAUGCUGCGAGUGCUGAUCGGCACGAACGGGCGGCAAUAUUGGCGGGCCCUCUACAUGCGCCUUGUGGCUAUGCAGCCAUCCCCGUCGUUCAGGAUUGCUCCAUCGCUGCAGGGCAUCUGGGGUGACUCGUUCAAGCACUCCAAUGGCGGCGACAUUGUCGUCCCAGCCAUGAAUGCGCAGGAAUGGAAGACCUUUCCAUUCUCCCACCACUGUCUUGCCCCACGCGGAUACGUCUGGCUCAUGGAGCGAUUCCAGAUCCAGUUCUACGAGACAUACAUAUUGCAGUGCACCCGCAAAUGCCUUGUCUGCUGGACGACCUCGAAUCAAGUUCACUGGGUCCCAGCCUGGGAUGUGCGUUUGUGCUGCUGUCUUCUCGAUCAAAUGUACACCAUCGAGAUGGCCAAGGAGAGUCUCAUGCUCGACCACGAUGACCUGAAGCUCGCCCAGGUGUGGGACUGCAGCAACGUCGCCCCUGACGGUGGAGAUGGCCAGUCGUGGCUGUUCUACUUCAAGCCGCAGUGCCAAAGGAUAGCAAUGAAGAAAUAUGAAAGGCUGUCAGAGUACCUCGACUCAAGCAUCGUCGAAGAAGCACAUCUAGUGUUCGGAACCGACUCCCGGAUACCUCUUGUCCCCGAAGUCAAUUCAGAUCUCACAGAGACUGAGUGUGACGAUUGCGAUAUAAAUCGCCAGAUGAUCAGCAUGUCACAACAACAGCUUCCCGCAUAUACCGUGCUGAAGUCCUCGAUGCGAUUCUUCAGCGACAUGUAUCUGGAUUUGUCCUCAAAGAUGCUCUGGAUGAAGUCGUCGACAUUUAUCACGCAUUUGUCGAAAAUCGAGAUCCAAAAUUUUGUCCGCAAUCGGGGAAUGACUGAGCGCCAUCUUACGGAGAAACUGCAGCGCCAUAUUGCCGCGCUCCAGCGAACGACUCGGAUCGAGUUUGUGUGGCAGUCAGUUGUCUCCAGCUGCAAGUACCAGGCUUUAUUUGAAUGUGCCGACGAGCGACAUAGGUUCAGUGCAAGUCUGUUCAUGAACUGUGCGCUGUGGUCUGUGGUUUCAAGGUCCAGCAAUGCGCUCUGGAGAUAUCUCGACGAUCCAUCCAUGGUGGGCUGGACGGAUCUCAUCGACGAUCUCCUCGGCCGAAUUGCACGUAUCCACGAGCAGCAGAUCCCUACAUCGGCAUGCAUUGUCUUCCACGACCAUUUUGGAUCGGUGGUGACAAAGUCUCAGACAUGA
This is a messenger RNA of Polychytrium aggregatum, 1245 nucleotides long. RefSeq lists its product as uncharacterized. The coding region runs from base 1 to 1245 and encodes 414 amino acids. The record is from RefSeq and is a predicted model, not a curated record. The transcript is spliced from 10 exons. NCBI's taxonomy places the organism in Eukaryota, Fungi, Chytridiomycota, Chytridiomycetes, Polychytriales.